AUGCCCAGGCCUACAUACAACAUGGCUAAGGCCAAGACUCAAGACUCAGACCUGCCUGAGCUGAAAUGGAGCUCCUGGACUGGAGGACAGAGAGUGUGGGUAGAAGCCCCAGGUUUAGCCCAGUCAGGUGCAUGGGGUUGCUUUGAUGAAUUUAACCGCAUUGAACUUCCAGUUUUAUCAGUAGCUGCUCAGCAGAUAUAUAUCGUACUUCAGUGUAAGAAAAAUAAGAAACCUCAGUUCAUUUUCACUGAUGGUGAUGUUGUUGACAUGGACAGAGAAUUUGGUAUAUUUCUGACUAUGAACCCUGGCUAUGCAGGACGACAGGAACUUCCAGAAAAUUUGAAAAUUCAGUUUCGCACAGUUGCUAUGAUGGUGCCUGACCGUAGCAUUAUUAUGCGAGUCAAGCUGGCAAGUGCUGGUUUCCGAGACAACCAAGUCCUUAGCCGAAAAUUCUAUACACUCUACAAACUCUGUGAAGAGCAGUUAUCUAAACAGGUUCACUAUGACUUUGGACUUAGAAAUAUCCUGUCUGUUUUAAGAACACUUGGAGCAGUGAAAAGAUCUAAUCCCAAAGAGCCAGAGAAAACUGUAGUAAUGAGAGUUCUGCGGGACAUGAACCUCUCCAAACUGGUGGAUGAAGAUGAACCUUUAUUUAUGAGUCUCAUUAAUGACCUGUUCCCUGGAAUUACUCUGGAUAAAGCUGGGUAUCCUGAACUACAGUCAGCCAUCCAGAAACAGGCAGAGAAAGCAGGGCUUAUUCAUCAUCCACCAUGGAUACUUAAACUCAUUCAACUGUAUGAAACUCAGCGAGUCCGACAUGGUAUGAUGACUCUAGGUCCAACGGGUGCAGGAAAGACAAAAUGCAUUAAUAUUUUGAUGAAAGCAAUGACAGAUUGUGGUGCUCCUCAUAAAGAGAUGAGAAUGAACCCAAAGGCAAUCACAGCUUCCCAGAUGUUUGGUACCCUUGAUGUUGCUACAAAUGAUUGGACAGAUGGUAUUUUCUCUACAUUAUGGAGAAAAACUUUAAAAACAAAGAAGGGUGAGCAUAUCUGGAUAGUUUUGGAUGGACCUGUUGAUGCAAUAUGGAUUGAAAAUCUGAACUCUGUUCUGGAUGAUAACAAGACCCUUACUUUAGCCAAUGGAGAUCGUAUUCCAAUGUCUCCCAGUUGCAAAAUUAUUUUUGAACCUCACAACAUUGACAAUGCUUCCCCUGCAACAGUUUCUCGUAAUGGGAUGGUCUUCAUGAGUUCUUCGGUGUUAGACUGGAAGCCUAUUUUAAGAGCUUGGCUGCAGACGCUACCUGUUACAUACUCUGAUGUCCUAUGGAAUUGCUUUAAUGCUGUAUUUCAGGAUGUGAUAGAUUUCAUUUUCUCUGCUGUGACACCAAAAAUGCCAAUUUUAGAAUGUAUGUACAUCAAACAAGCUAUUGACCUCCUACAGGGUUUAUUGUCUGACCGAUAUGAGAAGCAGCUCAGUGAGGAACAUAUUGCUCGCUUGUUCAUUUUUGCUGUAAUGUGGUCAGCUGGAGCUCUUUUGGAACUGGAUGACAGGCUGAAAAUGGAGCUGUUCCUGCGGAAACACUCCGCAGUGAAAGAACUUCCAGCUGUGAAUGGAGAAGAAACUAUGUUUGAAUUUGGUAUCAAUGCUUGUGGCCAGUGGGAACACUGGUCAAAGAAGGUCCCUGAAUAUAUUUACCCUAAAGAUUCAGUACCAGAAUAUACUUCCAUUCUAGUUCCAAAUGUGGACAGUGUCCGAACAGGCUUUCUAAUGCACACUAUCAUGAGGCAAGGAAAAGCUGUUCUGCUAAUUGGGGAACAGGGAACAGCAAAAACAGUUAUGAUUAAGGAUUACACAAGCAAGUAUGAUCCUGAUGUUCACUUGACCAAAUGCCUAAACUUUUCUUCUGCAACUCUGCCAAAUAUGUUCCAGAGGAGCAUAGAAAGUUAUAUAGAUAAAAGAAUGGGCACCACGUACGGUCCUCCAGCAGGGAAGAAAAUGACUGUCUUUAUUGAUGACAUCAACAUGCCUGUGAUUAACGAGUGGGGUGACCAGAUCACCAAUGAGAUUGUAAGACAGCUGAUGGAACAGAAAGGUUUCUACAAUUUGGAGAAGCCAGGAGAAUUCACAAAUGUGGUUGAUGUCCAGUUUGUAGCAGCUAUGAUUCACCCUGGGGGAGGUCGGAAUGACAUCCCACAGCGCCUGAAACGCCAGUUCACCAUCUACAACUGCACACUGCCUUCCAGUUCCUCUAUUGAUAAAGUAUUUCGAACAAUAGCUGAAGGCUAUUUCUGUGAACAACGAGGUUUCCCUGCAGAAAUAUGUAGACUGGCUUCAGCAUUAGUAUCUACAACUCGAAAGGUUUGGCAAACAACAAAAGCAAAGAUGUUACCAACUCCAGCUAAAUUUCAUUACAUCUUUAAUUUACGAGACCUCAGUCGUAUUUGGCAAGGAAUACUUACAGUUACUUCUGAAGUCUGCCAGAGCAUCAGUGUUUUGGUAGCCUUGUUCCAGCAUGAAUGCAGACGUGUUAUUGCAGACAGGUUCAUCAGCCAAAGCGAUAAAGACUGGUUUGAAGAUAUGAUGGAAAAGAUUGCUUAUGCAGAACAUGGUCUAAAUCUAUUUGAAGAUAAAUCCACAGAAUUAUACUUUGUGGAUUUUUUGCGUGAUGUCCCAGAAGCUACUGGAGAUGAACCUGAUGAUGCUGAGUUGAAUGCUCCUAAAAUUUACGAGCCUAUCCCAUCUUUGGAUUUUUUGGCUGAAAGACUACAGAUGUUCAUGCAACAGUACAAUGAAACCAUCAGAGGAUCAAAGAUGGAUUUAGUAUUUUUCAAGGAUGCAAUCAUCCAUUUGAUUAAAAUAUCACGGAUUAUUCGUACUCCACAAGGAAAUGCAUUGUUGGUGGGUGUGGGUGGAUCUGGAAAACAGAGUCUGACCAGACUAGCAUCAUAUAUUGCUGGAUAUGAGAGCUUUCAGAUUACUUUAACAAGAACAUAUGCCACCAAUAACCUUUUGGAUGAUCUGAAAAUCUUGUACCGCACUGCUGGGCAAAAAGGAAAGGGCAUUGUCUUUAUAUUCACAGACAAUGAAAUCAGAGAUGAAUCAUUUCUUGAAUACAUGAACAAUGUUUUAGCUUCCGGUGAAGUCUCAAAUCUUUUUGCACGAGACGAAAUAGGUGAAAUCACACAAGAUCUGAUACCAGCAAUGAAGAAGGAAUAUCCAAGGCGUACUCCCACUGCUGAAAAUCUUUAUAAUUACUUUCUUGCUCGAGUUCGUAAUAACCUGCAUGUCGUUCUUUGUUUGUCUCCUGUUGGGGAAAAAUUCAGAACUCGUGCACUGAAAUUCCCAGGUCUGAUUUCAGGCUGUACCAUGGACUGGUUCCAGCGCUGGCCUAAAGAUGCUCUUGUAGCAGUUGCACAGCAUUUUUUAGUUUCCUACCAUAUUGAGUGCACAGAUGAAGUGAAACAGAGUGUGGUUAACACCAUGGGAACAUUUCAAGAUAUAGUAGCUGAAAAAUGUGUUGAAUACUUUGAACGAUAUAGGCGACGCACAUUUGUGACUCCAAAGUCUUACCUGUCCUUCAUUGAAGGCUACAAAGCUAUUUACAAAGAGAAGUUUGCCAAUGUUGGAAGUUUAUCUGAACGCAUGAGAACAGGUCUUGCAAAACUGAUGGAAGCUGAGGUUUCAGUAAAUCAGCUCUCCAAAGAGUUGGUGAUGAAGGAGAAAGAUUUGGCUGUAGCUUCAAGAAAAGCUGAUGAAGUUUUAUUGGAAGUAACUAUGAAAGCCCAAGCUGCCGAAAAGGUGAAAAUACAGGUGCAAAAGGUAAAAGACAAGGCUCAGGCCAUUGUGGAUGAAAUUGCCAUUGAUAAAGCAGCAGCAGAAGAGAAACUUGAAGCUGCAAGACCUGCAUUGGAAGAAGCCGAGGCAGCCCUCCAGACAAUAAAACCUUCUGACAUUGCAACUGUUCGCAAACUAGGUAAACCUCCUCAUUUGAUAAUGCGAAUUAUGGAUUGUGUGCUACUUUUAUUCCAAAGAAAAAUAGACUCAGUAACACUUGAUCAAGAACGCCCAUGUGUGAAGCCAUCGUGGACUGAGGCUCUGAAGCUAAUGAAUAACUCAGGAUUUCUUAGCAUGUUGCUUACUUUCCAGAAGGACUCAAUUACAGGAGAAACUGUGGAGCUUUUAGAGCCUUAUUUGGAUAUGGAGGAUUAUAAUCUUGAGAUUGCUAAAAAAGUUUGUGGAAAUGUAGCAGGUCUUUGCUCAUGGACACAAGCAAUGGCUUACUUCUAUGGUAUUAAUAAAGAAGUUCUUCCCCUUAAGGCAAAUUUAGCCUUGCAAGAAGGAAGACUUGCAGCUGCCCAAACAGAAUUGAAUAAUGCACAAAUUCAGCUGGAUGAGAAACAAAUGGAACUGGAUCAAGUACAAGCCAUGUAUGAUACUGCUAUGAAAGAGAAGCAGGCCUUACUUGAUGAUGCUGAGGCAUGCAGAAGGAAGAUGAACAAUGCUACAGCUUUGAUUGAAGGAUUAGGUGGAGAAAAGCUUCGUUGGACAACAAGCAGCAAAAACUUUCAAAAUCAAAUUAUUAAUUUAGUGGGGAAUGUUCUUCUGGCCACUGGAUUUCUCUCUUACUCUGGACCUUUCAAUCAAGAGUACAGGAACUUGCUGCUCCAAUUGUGGAAGAAAGAGAUGGACAACAGCAAGAUUCCUUAUAGUAAUGAUCUGAAUCUUACUGGUAUGCUUGUUGACAAUGCCACAGUGGGUGAAUGGAACCUCCAGGGUCUUCCAAAUGAUGACCUUUCAAUUCAGAAUGGCAUCAUUGUCACAAAAGCAUCUAGAUAUCCUUUGCUGAUUGAUCCACAAGGUCAAGGAAAGAGCUGGAUUAAAAAUAAGGAAAAGAAUAAUGGACUCCAGGUUACAACUAUGAACCACAAGUUCUUCAGAAAUCAUAUAGAAGACUGCCUGUCCCUUGGCCGACCUUUGUUAAUUGAAGAUGUUGGAGAGGAACUUGAUCCUGCUCUAGAUAACAUCUUGGAAAAAAAUUUCAUAAAAUCUGGUUCAGCACACAAAGUGAAACUAGGUGAUAAGGAGGUAGAUCUGAUGAAGGGGUUUACCCUUUAUAUGACAACAAAAUUGGCUAAUCCUGCCUAUACUCCAGAAAUCAGUGCAAGAACAACUGUGAUUGACUUUACUGUUACUAUGAAAGGGCUGGAAGAUCAGCUCCUUGGCCGUGUCAUCCUCACAGAAAAACAGGAACUGGAGGCAGAAAGAGUCAAACUGAUGGAAGAAGUGACAUCUAACAAGAGGAAAAUGCAGGAACUUGAAGAUAAUCUACUCUUACGUUUAACAAGUACAGAGGGUUCUUUGGUUGAAGAUGAGUCUCUGAUAGAAGUCCUAAGAAUCACUAAAACGACAGCAGAAGAGGUCAGUGAAAAAUUAAACAUAGCAGCGGAGACAGAGGUGAAAAUCAAUACUGCACGUGAAGAGUAUCGUCCUGUUGCUGGUCGUGGUAGCAUCCUUUAUUUCCUAAUUGUGGAAAUGAGCUUGGUUAAUGUCAUGUACCAAACAUCGUUACGGCAGUUCCUUGGCAUUUUUGACCUAUCAGUGGAAAGGUCUCAGAAAUCUCAGAUCACAGCAAAAAGGGUAGUAUAUGUAAUUGAGCAUCUCACCUAUGAAGUCUUCAAGUACACAGUUCGAGGGCUGUAUGAAAACCACAGAUUCCUGUUUACAUUGCUUCUGGCACUGAAGAUUGACUUGCAGGCCAAGAAAAUUUCACACACUGAGUUUGAGACACUGAUUAAAGGAGGUGCCAGUUUGGAUCUGAAUUCCGUGGAACCAAAACCAAAAAAGUGGAUUCUUGACGUGACAUGGCUCAAUCUGGUGCAGUUAUCUAGCUUGUACCCUUUUAAUCAACUUCUGGUGCAAGUUGUUAGGAAUGAGAAGUCUUGGAAAGCUUGGUUUGAUGAAGAAGCACCUGAAAAAGCUGUUAUUCCUGAUGGGUAUGACAGCUUACUGGAUCAAUUCCGUAAACUGCUCCUUGUCCGCAGCUGGUGCCCUGAUCAUACUGUUGCCCAAGCUCGACACUACAUUGCAGAAUCUCUUGGAGGGAAAUAUGCAGAAGGAUUUGUUCUUGAAAUGGAAGCAAUGUGGACAGAAAGUGACUGUCGAACACCUUUGACAUGCUUUUUAUCAAUGGGGUCUGACCCCACUGAAAAUAUAGAACGUCUUGCAAAAUCAAAGAACAUUCCCUGUCGUGCCAUUUCAAUGGGUCAGGGCCAGGAAGUCCAUGCAAGGCGCCUGUUAAAUCAAUGCAUGCAAGAUGGAGGAUGGCUCCUUCUACAGAACUGCCACCUUGGCUUGGAGUUUCUUAGUGAAUUAAUGGACACCAUUGCAACAACAGAAUCUAUGAGUGAAGGUUUCAGGACCUGGAUCACUACAGAGGCUCACCCAGAGUUUCCUAUUAAUCUUUUACAGUCCUCUAUCAAAUUUACUAAUGAACCCCCUCAAGGUGUGAAAGCUGGUUUAAAACGAACAUACUCGGCUGUUACUCAGGAUCACCUAGAAGUGAGCAACAUGCCACAGUGGAAACCAUUGCUAUAUGCUGUAGCAUUUCUUCACACAACUGUUCAGGAAAGGCGAAAGUUUGGUCCAUUGGGUUGGAAUAUUCCUUAUGAAUUUAAUCAGGCAGACUUCACAGCCAGUGUGCAAUUUGUUCAGAAUCAUUUGGAUGAUAUGGAUAUUAAAUGUGGAGUGAACUGGAGCUGUGUUCGCUAUAUGCUCGGAGAAGUACAGUAUGGUGGCCGUGUAACUGAUGACCUUGACAAAGCACUGCUGAAUACAUAUGCAAGAGUGUGGUUUGGAGAGCAUAUGUUUAGUGAAACAUUUUGUUUCUACAAAGAUUAUGUUAUUCCAAAAGGGAAAACAGUUGAAGACUAUCUCCAGUACAUAGAGCAAUUGCCAGUGAUUGAUACACCUCAGGUGUUUGGACUUCACCCUAAUGCAGAUAUAACUUACCAGACUAACCUGGCUAAUGAGACAUUAAGUACAAUAGUGAGCAUCCAGCCCAAAGACAGAAGCACUGGAGGAGGGGAAACCCGAGAAGCAGUGGUGCAGCGUCUUGCUGAUGAGAUGCUAGAGAAGUUACCUCCAGAUUAUAACCCUCAUGAGGUGAAAGCCCAGCUUCAAAAGAUGGGAGCUAUUCAACCCAUAAACAUAUUUCUCCGUCAAGAAAUUGACCGCAUGCAACAUGUUAUAUCAAGAGUUAGGACUACACUGACCAAUCUCAAAUUGGCUAUCGAUGGAACUAUAAUUAUGUCAGAAGAAUUGCAAGAUGCUUUAGAUAAUAUGUAUGAUGCUAGAAUUCCAAAACUAUGGUUUAGGAUUUCCUGGGAGUCGGCUACUUUAGGAUUUUGGUUUACUGAGCUUCUUGAAAGAAACCAGCAGUUCAGCAGCUGGCUGCAGGAUGGCCAACCAAAUCUGUUCUGGAUGACAGGAUUCUUUAAUCCACAGGGAUUCCUAACUGCUAUGAGGCAAGAGACAACUCGCAUGAAUUUAGCAAAAGGAUGGGCACUGGACAGUGUUGUUUUACACAAUGAAGUGACCAAGAUGAUGAAAGAAGAUGUUGUUGGCCCUCCUCCUGCUGAUAUAGGCGGGGUUUACAUAUAUGGCCUUUUCCUCGAAGGGGCAGGUUGGGACCGCAGAAACAGUAAGCUGGUUGAGUCGGCACCAAAGGUGCUGUUCACAAGUCUUCCUGUAGUCCACGUGUAUGCUGUUAGCACAGCAGCGCUACAGGACCCAAAGAAGCAACAAGGAAGUGUGUACUCCUGCCCUGUCUACAAAAAGCCUCGGAGAACAGAUCUGACGUACAUUUUCUCCUUGUAUCUGAAAACAGUGCAGAAUCCUGAUCAUUGGACUUUACGGGGGGUUGCGCUGCUCUGUAAUUCGAAAUAAGGACCAACAGAUAGCUAUAA
Molecule: messenger RNA, 7964 nt
Organism: Balearica regulorum gibbericeps (East African grey crowned-crane)
Lineage: Eukaryota; Metazoa; Chordata; Aves; Gruiformes; Gruidae
Source: RefSeq, a predicted model, not a curated record